AUGUUUGCUAAAAUAAGACGAAUUUUUCCACAAGCUCUAGCAAUUGUCACAGUGUGGAUAAUACCAUUCGAAAUAGGUAUAGUUGGCAUCUGGACUUCGCCUUACGUUGCUCAAUUGACAGCUCCCAAUUCUCCAAUACCAUUGAACUCGGACGAAGCUUCAUGGGUUACUUCAAUUCUUUAUUUAGGCAAAUUUACUGGUGCAAUAUUGGGCUCGAUUUGUGUUAACUUUCUGGGAAGCAAAAAGUCUUGCCUCAUUACGGGUAUUCCUUUUCUUAUCGGUUGGAUCAUCAGCUAUUUUGCCAAUUCCGCAUUAUGGUUGUGUGUUGCUCGUGUCAGCCUUGGUACGGGCUAUGGUUUGGCUUUUAGUUGUUUCGCACUGUAUCUUGGGGAAAUAGCUCCACCUGAUAUUAGGGGUGCACUCGUAUCAUUUGCCGCAAUGGGUUUUCCAUUUGGUAAUCUCUUCGGAAGUUUAACAGGCCCACGUAUGAGCAUCCAAGCGUCUAGUAUAACUUAUUUUGUACCUAGUGCUAUUCUUAUUAUUGUGCUAUUUUUUCUGCCCGAUUCACCUCAUCAUCUCGUUAAAAUUGACGAUGUCAAAGGAGCUAGAGAAUCACUUCGGUGGUACCGCGGAGGUGUUGAUGAUGUUGAACACGAACUUGAAGGAGUUGUAAAAUUCGUUGAACUAACAGCAUCUACUAGUUUUAUGGAGAAAUUAGCUGAAUUUCGACUUCGGCACGUGAGGAAAGCUACAUUCCUAGUCAUGAUACUUUUUGCUUUCUCACAAAUGUGCGGUUUGAUGAAUAUCAUUUUCAAUAUGGAGACUAUACUACGCAACAGUAAAUCUACAGUGGUCGAACCAUCUUCAGCAGUUUCAUAUGUACUAACUAUUUCAGUUAUCUCGUCAAUUAUAACUAUGGGACUGUAUGACCGAUUUGGCAGAAAGCUUCUAUUCAUUACUUCGAGCACUGGAGUUUCCAUUGCACUUAUGUGUCUCGGUACUCAUUUUAUUUUAGUAACUAAAGGAAUAGACUGGAAUGGAGCUCAAUGGUUACCCAUAGCAUCACUGUUUUUUUUUAUCGCAAGUUUUGCAAACGGUCUUAAUGCUAUACCUUCCAUUGUAUCCAGUGAAGUUUAUUCCGCGAAUAUAAAAUUUGUUGCUGCUCUGCUUGCUAAUAUUACGGCAUCUGCUGCAUCUUUUCUAACGUCUAAACUAUAUCAACCAUUAGUUGAUAUGUAUGGAGAAGCUUAUGUAUUUUAUGGUCAUGCGCUUAUCACUUUUUUGGCCGUUCCUUAUGCUUUGAUUUUCAUGCCAGAAACUAAAGGUAAAACACUGCAACAGAUUCAAAAUGAUCUGAUGAGAUAA
Molecule: messenger RNA, 1365 nt
Organism: Phymastichus coffea
Lineage: Eukaryota; Metazoa; Arthropoda; Insecta; Hymenoptera; Eulophidae
Product: facilitated trehalose transporter Tret1-like
Exons: 4
Coding region: 1-1365 (454 amino acids)
Biological process (GO): transmembrane transport
Cellular component (GO): membrane
Molecular function (GO): transmembrane transporter activity
Source: RefSeq, a predicted model, not a curated record